UUUUCAAUCUAGCUUUAUUAUUACUCUGAUUUUCUGCCAGCACUGCUCCUAAGACAGAUGCUAUUGAUUAGAACGGCGAUAAAAUCCAGUCAAGCGCAAUUAUUACCCGGAAAUCUUCCACGCCGACGCCAUAACGUUAGAUAAUAGCAAUCAAUCAUUACAAGCAAACGUCUGAAGAGCAAAUUAAUUGCAAAAGGGCGAGGCAGGAAGAUGGCAAAGCUCGAUGAACGAAUUGGCUUCAUUGGAGGCGGCAAUAUGGCUUUUGCCAUUGGCAGCGGCCUCGUUAGCUGCGGCAUUGUGAAGCCCAGCCAGGUGCUGGUCUCGGGCCCGCAUAUCGAGAACCUAGCCCGUUGGCGGGAGCUGGGAGCCGUCACCACCGACGAAAACUGCGAAGUUCUGGAGCACACAGACAUUGUGUUCAUUUGCGUCAAGCCGCACAUCCUGGGACCCUGCGUCGCUCAGCUCAAAUACAAGCAUGUGCCGUCCGCGAAGGACGCCAGCAAGCUCAUCGUUUCCGUGCUGGCGGGCACCACACUCAAGACCCUAGAGGAAAAGUUCGACUUUAUCGAGAGUUCGGGCCUGAAGGUGAUCCGCACGAUGCCCAACACAUCCAUGCAGGUCGGCGAGGGCUGCACCGUGUACACGGGCAACUCUCGUGUCACUCACCAGGAUCUGGAGAAGGUGCACCUAAUGCUCAACGCACUGGGACUGGCGCAGCAGGUGCCGGAGCACAUGAUCGACGCCGUCACCGGCGUGGCUGGCUGUGGCCCAGCCUUUGUCUACACAAUAAUCGAGGCUCUGGCCGAUGGUGGUGUCAAGCAGGGUGUUCCCCGUGCCAUGGCUCUGCAGUUUGCAGCUCAGACCCUACUGGGCGCAGCCAAGACUGUUCUCAUCACCGGCAAGCACCCGGCCGUGCUGCGCGAUGAGGUGUGCUCACCCGGCGGCUCAACCAUUGUGGGUGUGCACGAGCUGGAGAAGGGCAAUCUCAGGGCCACGCUCAUAAAUGCCGUGGAAAAGGCGACGCAACGCUCGGCCGAGCUGGGCAAGAAGUGAAGGAAGAGGCGUCUCCCCAUGCUCUCUACGUACAGAAUGCAGUUCCAUUUCAGUUACAAACUUAAUGUUGCUACUAUAAUUAUGACUAAUAUAAACGUUUCACUUUAUUCACGA
Drosophila guanche is the source of this 1167-nucleotide messenger RNA. It is a transcript of the gene P5cr, whose product is annotated as pyrroline-5-carboxylate reductase. Bases 211 to 1053 code for a protein of 280 amino acids. Gene Ontology annotation, biological process: L-proline biosynthetic process. Gene Ontology annotation, molecular function: pyrroline-5-carboxylate reductase activity. The transcript is spliced from 2 exons. NCBI's taxonomy places the organism in Eukaryota, Metazoa, Arthropoda, Insecta, Diptera, Drosophilidae. The record is from RefSeq and is a predicted model, not a curated record.